Messenger RNA from Protopolystoma xenopodis, 630 nucleotides. The record is from the annotation of a GenBank genome assembly. Lineage: Eukaryota; Metazoa; Platyhelminthes; Monogenea; Polystomatidea; Polystomatidae.
GUGGUUCUCGUCUUUGAGCGUCACUUCUGGGAUCGCAGCCAACGUCUCUUUGGUCACAUCAGUCAGUCACCAGAGACCCGCGGUGAACUCUUUCUCUUCUGGUCCGUGACAGAUCGCCCGAUCCUUAUUGCACUUGUUGCCGGGCGUGCCGCUCGUCAACUUGAGCAGUAUGACGCUGCACAGAUCGGUCCAACGUCUGGAUCCACUGGGUCACUGAGUCUUAAUCGUCGGACUAGCUCUGUUAAUAUAGGCUCUGUUUCCGUGACGCCAGGGCAACAGGACUCGAUUGGUACCGUAUUUGGUCAACAGGCGCUGAAAAAUCCUAUCGUCUCCCGUGCAAUGAUGAUCUUGAGAUCAGUUUUCAUGAAGGAGGCCAAUGAUUUGGCAGGAAAGUCUAUCCCUGAGUCAAAACUUAUAUUUUCAUUCAACGAUCGGAAUAACAAGAUCGGAUUAGUUUCUUCAUUUUGUUCAUUAGAGUUGCAACAAAUUGCUAUUUUUGGACUUGGGGCUUCCUCUUGUGUCUGGCUUCUAAAGAUUUUACUACCGCUGAAUGUAUUGGAUGAGUGGCUCUGGAUAUUCCCAAAUCUUCAUUACUCAUCUGAUUCGCAUUACUUUUCCAUCAAACCUUAA